Molecule: messenger RNA, 396 nt
Organism: Coccidioides immitis RS
Lineage: Eukaryota; Fungi; Ascomycota; Eurotiomycetes; Onygenales; Onygenaceae
Exons: 2
Coding region: 1-396 (131 amino acids)
Source: RefSeq, a predicted model, not a curated record
AUGAGUGACGAAUCGGAAGCUCGACUCAGACACUGUGAUACCCAGGAUAAGAUCACAAUCCUGCAACUCCUAGGAUCCCAAAACAAAUCCAAUUUCUUCAGGGCCCGUGGAACUGGGUAUCCCAAGUCUCCCGACGCUGUACGAAGAGCUGCGAAGGCCGAAAGGGAUGCCAAGGAGCGGCGUCUCGGAACGCGGAUCCGAGUCCCACUCGCAGCCAAUUCUGGCGCUGCACUAGCCGCACUCGGAAUAGCGUUAACUGCCGCAGCUCGAGGCUUGUCCGCUAAGUCUGAAAAGGGCCUGUUGGUGCCAGCCCGGGAUGGCCCUGAAGCCGGCUCCAAGGUCCCUAUGCACCUUGGAAACCACCAGCAGUCUCGUCACUCAAUGGGAGCUCUAUGA